Messenger RNA from Plasmodium malariae, 981 nucleotides. Its product is annotated as conserved Plasmodium protein, unknown function. The record is from RefSeq and is a predicted model, not a curated record. NCBI's taxonomy places the organism in Eukaryota, Apicomplexa, Aconoidasida, Haemosporida, Plasmodiidae. The coding region runs from base 1 to 981 and encodes 326 amino acids. The transcript has a single exon.
AUGAGCGGAAAUAAUGAGAACUAUAACGGUAUAAGAAAAGAAAAAACAAAUGAAUUAAGCAAUGAAAGCAUACUAAAUGAUGAAAACAUUAUAUCUAUAUGCAUAACAAAUGUAUUAAAGUCUUCACUUGAGAGAAAUUUAGAAAAUGAAGAUUUCUUAAAUAAAAAAAAUGAAGAAUUAACCAAUUUUAUUGAAAGCAAUGGUAAGGACAAUAUAUCAGUCAAUGAAGAAAAGGAUAAAUAUGGAACUGGUGAUGAUUUAGAAUUUGUUAAUGUAAUUAAUAAUAAACCCUUUUUAAAUAAUGAACAUAAAAUAAAAAAUUGGGGGGAAACAGCUAAUGAAGGCAAUAUUGUUUAUAACCCAUCUAUAAACAUUUUGGCAGAUAGAAAGAAAAAUAAUAAAAGAAAAAGAAAUUACUUAAAUAUUAAUAAGAUUAAUUUUGAUUUUGAAAAAGAAGACUUUGCAUGUAGUUCCAGCGAUGAAUUAAUUAGUCUUAAGUAUACAAGAGAAAACGAACUCGAAGGAGAAUAUGGGGAAGAAUUCGAAGGGGAAUAUGUAAAGUAUUACACAAAUGUGUGUACAAAAGAAAACAUAAAUAAUUAUCUCAUUAACAUGAACAAUGAAACAAUUAGAAGUCUGAUAGAACCACCACCAAUACCAUUUAAUGAGACUUUCCAAAAAUACAAUAAAGAAAUAAGUGAUAUAUUUAUGAAAUACAAGAAAAAUGAUGAUACUUUAAACAUAUAUUUAGCUUCUCAGCUUUUGUGUAUUGAAGAAAAUGCAUUCACAAAUGAAAAUAAUUUCAUAAGCAGCAAUUUUGAUCAGUUUAUUAUGAAAAAAUUAAAUGUUGUUAAUCCAACAAUUGACAACACUAUGAAUCAAAAUAAAGAUUUACAAGAACUGUUGAAGUACCUUAUGUCAUGGUAUUUCUCCGGUUAUUAUUCAGGAAAAAUGAGUGUUUUAAAAGAAUUACAUAAAUAG